CGCAGUGCUCUAAUGAGUUUUAGAUCGGCGUGGCUUACGAUGGUCGCAUCAACAAACGCGGUCCCUUCGCGGAAUCCAGUGAAUCACACACCGGUUAUCGGGUUUUGAGCGAGUACGGCAUAAUGUGUGAAGUGACAAGUUGGAUUCCGACGGCCGUGGCGGCCACACUGCGCGAGGACCGUUCCGCUCAGCCUGUGAUCGCGUGGCUGGGCGCUAUUAGAGACUUCACCGAGGAGUACGACCCACUGAUCACUGUCAGAUCUCCCUCGCCAGAAUCCGAAGACUCCGACAAAACAAGCGCGUCCCCCGACAGUGCAUUCGACGAAAUACUUUCUCAGCUGGGCAAGGAGAUCUUCAAGCUAGACGAAUACCAAAAAAACCUCGCCCCCGAAGGAAAGGAAGUGUCUCUCAGCAUUCUCAACAUAUUCGACGAGUGCCUAGAAGGGAUGAGUGAUACGAAAGAAAAGUGUGUUGUGAAAACAGAAACAGUGAAAGAUUUAGUUAACGGUGUGGAAGAAUGUAGUGAUGGUGAAUCGACUCUAUCUGAUGUAUCGUUCGUGACCAGUACGCCUAUUGCGGCGAAGGUCGAAGUGCCAGAGAAAGUUCCUCCGAUCCCUCCAAGGAGAGGUCGUUUAAAGUCGCCUUCUAGUUCGUCGUCGAUUUACGACAACGUAGAAGUGAAGACUGAGCCUGUGUCUGAUAGUGAAUCGACAAGCACUUGUUGGAGUUAUAAAGAAUGCAGCACAGACGCCGAGAACGAUGGGAAGGACGCAUACGCAGCGAUGUGGUACCAGUCGAGUGGUUUCCACAAGUCAGACGAAAUACUGCAGCGGGUGUUAGCGCAGCACCACGCGACAAUAUCUCGAUUGUCUUUCCAUACCGCCGGCGAGCUGUUGCCGAAUAGGUACUCGGUGUACGCGUUGCACGAGGUGGGAGACCCGGGCAGGUGUGUCACGGAGCCGGAGCCAGUCGCUAUGACGCGCCACAAGCCGCUCGACGACGGCUACGAGCCGGUCCGCGACGCGAUCACCGACGAAAACAUUUACGAAGAAAUCGAGUAUGGAUACAGUUACACAGACGAAGGCUGCUCGUGCGGAGGCAGUAUCGAGGUGGAGAGUGUGUCCAUGAGUGCCAGUUCCGAUGGUGCGGGCCGGGAGAGCCCCUUGUACGCGAACAUGAGGGACCACGACGCGUAUGCGGUGACCUCUGACGUGAUAUUCUGGAAGAAUAUGCUGUUAGACCCGUAUUACAACGACGACGAGGAGGACGAGUGGAUCACCCCUGAAGAAUGCGCCGUGUACAGCAGGGAACAGCGGCCGCCUCUAGUCAUCCCUCGCAUCACCCAGUACCGCACUCCCAAGAGGGAAGUGAAGCAGCAUUUGGGGCAUUCUUACCAAGAGGAGAAUAUAAAUGAACCGUCAGUGAAAUCGUCGGUGCGCCAGUAUGAGAGGCUGCAGGACUGGAGCCCCACCUCGGAGCGGAGCCGAGUGGAACUGGAGCGGAGCUUCAGCAAGGCCAACUCCGACAGCCCCCCGCUGGCCAGGAUCAACAAGAGGCUGGGUAACUCCACCGAAAACCUCCUGUUCCCCAACAACCGAAGACCGAACCAUCUACAGCUGCCAGCGUCUUCAUCCGGGGACAGCCUGGAUGUGGAGAUCCGGGAGCGGGAGCCAGGGUAUACUAAGAGCCGAAAAUCCCGGUCCAUGGUUGCUCCUAAGCACCGAAUGAGGUCCCCAGUGCCUGCGCCAAGGAUGCUGCUUCAUCAGCCCGCUGAGGCGACAGUGAUCCUCGAAGGACCAGUGAAGCGCACCAAGUUCUCGGAAAGCGGGAAGAAGAGCAAGAAGAACUGGAACGACUGCUACAUGAUCCUCACCCCGACCGCGCUCGUCUUCUACAAGGACCAGAAGACGUAUCUGGCAACUCGCAUGCCCAAGCCACCAGGCACGCCGCCAUCGCCGGCGGCGCCACGCGCAGAAUUGGUGCUGCCUCUGCGAAACGCCCACGUGAUGCAGUGCAUUCAAAUGCACACCAAGAGGUACACGAGAUCGAUGGUGCUCACGGUCGGGUACGACCAGUACCUGCUGCAGGAUGAGACGGACGAAGGCGCCAAGCGGUGGCUGAUGAACAUCCAGAAUAUUAUCUACAAGCUGGGUCCUCCAAUGCUGGAAGACUUCCACUCCCCGCAGUAUACAAGCAGCAACACAGACCUGGAAAGCCUGGGCAGGACCCCCCCAGCGGCCCGCCACGCCACAAGGAACAAACACAAAGCUGGUGGCAGCAGUAAUGAAGAUCUCAGUGACUCUACGGAGGCGUCCAUACAAAAGUCACAUGUAAGGAGUAUACUCAGGAAGUUCUUCCCGAAGAGACCAGCAAUGGAGGUGCUCGUGAAGAAAGGAAUCUACAAAGAUGAGCCGGUCUUCGGGCGGAAGUUGGAGGAGGUCUGUCCUGCCACCAGCCCUCGGGUGCCGGACUUCGUGGUGGCGUGUGUGAAAGAGAUAGAGAGCAGUGAGGAAAACAUGUGUACCGAUGGCUUGUACAGGGCCAGUGGGAACCUGAGCCAGGUGCAGAAGAUUCGGUUGGAGAUCGACCAGAACAACCUGUCCGUGAUGGAGAACAACACAGACAUCCACGUGCUGACGGGCUCGCUGAAGCUGUUCUUCAGGGAGCUGAAAGAGCCGCUCAUACCCUGCAGUAUGUUCGACCGGGUGCUUGCUGCUUGCUCAAUAAAACCGAGGGAAGCGAAGAUCAAAGAAUUCCGAGAUAUAGUCCAAGCUUUACCUCAGUGUAACAGAGACACCCUGAAGUACCUUUUAGAACAUCUUCUACGAGUCACACAGUACAGCGAACGAAACAGAAUGCACACGGCAAACUUGGCCAUCGUGUUUGGCCCCACCCUCCUCUGGGCGCCCGCAGAGCAAGCCCACAACAUCGCCAUCGACUGCAUCCAACAGAACAACGUCGUCGACAUCCUUCUCAAUGACUUCAAAGAGAUUUUCACCGAAGACAACCCCAAGGGGAAGAAGAAAGCGUGACUUUUACUCAACCGGCUGUCCCGGAACGAUAACUGAGCCCCCAAUGUAACUCUUCUUCAGCAUUUCCAAUCUGGUACGAAGAAUGGAUGUUGCAACUGGAUUGUGUCAAAUACAAGUACCUAACAAUUUGAUCAACAAACUAUGAAAAGUGGCGUUAAAGUAUUUAUUAUGAAUCGAAACAGAUGACUUUUGGAAUGAGAAGUGGUCUGGGCUCUAUUUUAUUUAAAUUAGGGAAGUAGUUAUUCUACAAAUUAUUAU
Molecule: messenger RNA, 3290 nt
Organism: Ostrinia nubilalis (European corn borer)
Lineage: Eukaryota; Metazoa; Arthropoda; Insecta; Lepidoptera; Crambidae
Product: WW domain-containing protein tag-325-like
Exons: 13
Coding region: 123-3032 (969 amino acids)
Biological process (GO): regulation of GTPase activity; signal transduction
Cellular component (GO): cytoplasm
Source: RefSeq, a predicted model, not a curated record